UCCCGCCACGUGUACAUUACACUACAAACCAAAACUCUCCAAAGUCCUUGUGACACGGACUCAGAUUCUAUCAUUCUGGGAACUCUCAGAGAUCGAUCUCGAUCGAUCAUCAUCCAAGAAUUGAAGUUUUAAGUCCCUGUGAUACCCAUAAUGCAUCCCCUUAAUGCAGUCAUGAUGACCCGGAUGCUGGUUCGGAACAACAACAACCCCGGUCUGGAAUCCGAGGGCAUAGCCUUCGCAUCCAUUUGGUGGUUUGUCUAUAUCGGCUUGUCGUGUUUCUUGGUCCUCUUCGCCGGAAUAAUGUCAGGCUUAACUUUAGGACUCAUGUCCCUCGGCCUCGUCGACCUCGAGAUUCUACAGCGAAGUGGUACUCCCACCGAGAAGAAGCAAGCAGCGACUAUACUUCCGGUGGUUCAGAAGCAGCAUCAGCUGCUUGUCACUUUGCUUCUGUGUAAUGCUGGAGCUAUGGAAGCGCUUCCUAUAUAUUUGGACAAGCUUUUCAAUCAGUAUGUUGCUAUAAUUCUUUCUGUGACAUUUGUGCUGUUUUUUGGAGAGGUUAUUCCACAAGCAAUAUGCACUAGAUAUGGACUGGCUGUGGGUUCCAACUUUGUAUGGCUUGUCCGAAUUUUGAUGAUUAUUUGCUACCCAAUUGCUUAUCCAAUUGGAAAGAUCUUGGAUUGUGUUCUGGGACAUAAUGAAGCAUUAUUUAGGCGAGCUCAGUUAAAAGCCCUCGUUUCCAUCCACAGCAAGGAGGAGGGCAAAGGCGGUGAACUUACACAUGAUGAGACAACAAUAAUUAGUGGAGCACUGGACUUAACUGAAAAGACUGCUGAGGAGGCUAUGACACCUAUUGAAUCAACCUUCUCCUUAGAUGUCAAUUCAAAGUUGGACUGGGAAGCAAUGGGGAAAGUUCUUGCUCGGGGACAUAGUCGAGUUCCUGUCUAUUCUGGGAAUUCAAGGAAUAUUAUUGGACUUCUCCUGGUGAAAAGUCUUCUCACCGUACGACCCGAAACAGAGACUCCUGUCAGUGCUGUUUCCAUCCGUAGAAUCCCAAGAGUUCCCGCAGAUAUGCCACUGUAUGAUAUAUUGAAUGAGUUUCAAAAGGGCAGCAGUCAUAUGGCUGCUGUGGUAAAGGCCAGAGGGAAAAGUAAGGCUCAUCCACCCACGAUUGACGGAGAAAAUAAUGAAGGAAACAAAAUUGCUGGCAUGGACUCCCAACUGACUACUCCAUUGCUAUCCAAGCAGGAUGGAAAGCCAGACCAUGUUGUUGUUGACGUACCCAAGAUACCAAAGCCCACUAGUAUGAAAAAGGAAGCACUCUCACACUACAAUGUUGGAGAAACAAUUGGCCCCCCUUCGUCAGAGGACAUUGAGGAUGGUGAAGUCAUUGGUAUCAUCACCCUGGAAGAUGUAUUUGAAGAACUCCUGCAGGAGGAGAUUGUCGAUGAAACGGAUGAAUAUGUUGAUGUACAUAAAAGAAUACGCGUUGCUGCAGCUGCAGCUGCUUCAUCAGUGGCGCGAGCUCCAUCACUGCGGAGGUUAAAUGUCAACAAGGGACCAGGAGCCCAAACUAAGCAAGUAACCCCGAAGAAAUCUACUGAUGAAUUGGCUGCAAGGCCACACGGGACUUUUUCUGAUGGAAACAAGAGAUGAUUAUUCCAUUUCAUUUCUCAUAUUCUGAUCCGGGGAAGUGCUUUGCCUUGCAUCCAGAAAAAAAAGUCUUUUUUUUUUGUUGUCUCUGGUUUUGGGGGUCCUGGAAUUUUGAGAUAUGUGGGCUUUUACAUAGAUAUGCAGGGUGUAAUGGUGUAUGAAACGUUCAGUAACUUGCUCAGCAGUAACGCUUAUUUGUUAUUUUGAACUCUUUUUGGUUCGUUUAUAUGUUAGGUUCGAGGUGCCUCUUAAGCUGGCACUAUCUUUUUGUCGUGAAAAAAAACAGUAUCCGGAAAAUAGUCAGUAAGUUCUGUUACCCAACCAAAGACAUAAUAUACAAGGUGCCUACGCGGACCUUUUUAUUGAA
This is a messenger RNA of Rosa rugosa (rugosa rose), 2017 nucleotides long. Its product is annotated as DUF21 domain-containing protein At4g14240-like. Lineage: Eukaryota; Viridiplantae; Streptophyta; Magnoliopsida; Rosales; Rosaceae. The record is from RefSeq and is a predicted model, not a curated record. Gene Ontology annotation, biological process: magnesium ion homeostasis. The transcript is spliced from 13 exons. Bases 151 to 1653 code for a protein of 500 amino acids. Gene Ontology annotation, cellular component: intracellular membrane-bounded organelle.